Exophiala viscosa is the source of this 1147-nucleotide messenger RNA. Its product is annotated as S-adenosyl-L-methionine-dependent methyltransferase. Lineage: Eukaryota; Fungi; Ascomycota; Eurotiomycetes; Chaetothyriales; Herpotrichiellaceae. The record is from RefSeq and is a predicted model, not a curated record. Gene Ontology annotation, cellular component: nucleolus. The coding region runs from base 174 to 995 and encodes 273 amino acids. Gene Ontology annotation, biological process: rRNA (guanine-N7)-methylation. Gene Ontology annotation, molecular function: rRNA (guanine) methyltransferase activity. The transcript has a single exon.
GGCUAACUUAGGGGCUAGGGCUGAUCCCCGGCAAAAUCAAGGGUUUAUUUGUGCCUUCUCCACAGAAAUUUAUCCUCACCUUCUUAACAUCUGCGCCGACGAUGGAUUCGUAGUAUCUUCUCAAGUCUUUGCAGAUUCAAAUAACUCCCUCACUCACCUCGGAGCUUACCACCAUGUCGCGACCUGAAGACCUCCUUCCCCCGGACCUCUACUACAAUGACACCGAAUCCGCCAAAUACACCACCUCCUCCCGAAUCCAAGCCAUUCAAGCGUCCAUGACCAACCGCGCCCUCGAACUCCUCGAUCUCGAAGAACCCUCCCUCAUCCUCGACAUUGGCUGCGGUUCGGGUCUAUCAGGCGAAAUCCUCUCAGAAGAUGGACACAUCUGGGUCGGAAUGGACAUUUCACCCAGCAUGCUGGACAUUGCCCUACAGCGAGAGAGUGUCGAAGGCGACCUGUUUCUGGCGGACAUGGGCCAAGGAAUACCUUUUCGCGCCGGUGCCUUCGACGCCGCCAUAUCCAUCAGUGCGAUACAAUGGCUGUGUAACGCUGAAACAAGCGACGUGAGCCCCGAAGGUCGAUUACGACGAUUCUUCGACGGGCUGUACGCAAGUCUACGUCGAGGAGGCCGCGCGGUGUGUCAGUUCUACCCGAAGAACGAGCAACAGCGCACCAUGAUAAGUAAGGCUGCUGUGCGUGCGGGAUUUGGUGCGGGUAUUUUGGAGGACGACGGCGGCACCAAAAAUGUCAAGACGUAUCUCGUGUUGAGCGUGGGCGGAGGCGAUAUCACCGGCACAGUGUCACGGAUGGAGGGCGUGGACAUUGAAGAUGGCAGGAGGAUGCGGGAGGCAAUGCAACGGGGCAAGCACGGCAAAGAUGGUGUCAAAGGGUCUAAACAGUGGGUGAUGAAGAAGAAAGAGAAGAUGCGGAAUAAAGGCAAGAUCGUCAAGGAUGAUUCAAAGUACACGGGGCGAAGGAGAGGACCGAAGUUCUAAUGGAACAGAAGACGUUGGAAGGAUUUGCUUUACGAUGAAAUGAUACCACGACAAUUAGGGCUAGAAAGACGCUGCACAACAUGGAAUGCAUUUCGACACAGCGAGGGCCCUAGGCACCGUUGCACCACACUCAUGCUGCAGACUGGCUCUUU